GGGGCGGCUAUCCUUCACAUUUGCAUUCGUGCGUGAGCUGGUUACGAGAGUGAAAAUGUCCCGUAGACGCACAAACGGUACCGAAUGUAAGAGACACGCUCGGUUCAUCAUCACAGUUCUGUCCACCCCUCCCCGCCUCUACUAGGUUAAUUUCUGGCACCGGACCGCCACUAUAAGCACAGUCCCAGUGCGUGUGGAGACUCAGCGGGCUGCUGAUAAUCCUCCCUAGUGGCCAAGUGACCCACUUCCGUACAGAGCACACACACACGCAAAAUGCAAUGGUGGCGACUGUCACGGUGGAAAACGUUAAUAAUUGAACAAUUGUGACUUUUAUUCACAGCUAAACGUGUCUGUGUGUGUGUGAGAGAGAGAGAGAGAGAGAGAGAGAGAGAGAGAGUGUGUGUGUCCUGGGUAUUUAGGGUGGGCAGAUCGAUUCAAAUACCGACAGUACCGAUACCAAUUGUAAUGUCGGUAUUAAAUCGAUACCAACAAGAUGAGAUCGAUAUUUUUCUACGCUGUUCUAUGUUUAUUUUCAAAAAUAUCCGUGUUUUUUGGGUGUGCCGUUCAAAUUGUCAAAUUGUUGAUAUUGUUAUAGUUACAUAGACUAUAUUUUGUUGAUAAACAAAAAGCCACCUCAGGGAAUAAGACCUAGAUGCAGGAGAGCUGUGGGGACAAGUCAACAGUUGUUUUUGCUUUUGUUAUUUUGCACUAUUGACUUUAUUUUGUUCAAACAUUUGAAUGUAAUAAAUAAGUGUAAGGAAUUAUUGUAUUAUAUUGUUUAUGUUAUUUAUAUGGUUAAAGGAAAUGUAUGCAAGGCGCUCCAAAUUACAAUGUUUGAAGCCAAAACCUAUAUGAACGCCACCACUGGCUAGAAUAUCUUACCAAUAUUCAUCAAAAAGAAUAGAUUGUGUAUAUUUUUUACAAUUACAAAUUAACAUGCAUAAAAAUUAAAACAAAUUUUUGUUUGGCCCAAAUAAAAUAACUGCCGUUCAUGGAUGACACCCACGGUCGUUGGUAUUCGCAUACAUGUCCGUGGCACAUACACACACACACACACACACACACACACACACACACACACACAAAAACAGUCUCAGAGAGGUGACCAACUAUUUGCAGUCAUGAUAGACAAAUUGCUAUCAUUACCUCACAAUAAACAUAACUAGUGCAUGUGCUUUACAUUGGCUUGGUCAAAACAGGAUGAGGCGGGAUAUAAUGCUAGCAGUAUCAUCGAAUGUUGGAACCCUGUAUGUAGCAUGGAGGAACCCGCUGCAUGCAGCCGCCUUAAAUUAUUUACAAAUGUUUGUUUUUACAUUUUUUAGUGUGCCUAAAACCUUUGUCGACCGUGUUUUACAACAAAUGAAAGGCAAAAUCACAAAAUAAUUCAAUGAUCUUUUUUCAAUUCAAGUAAAAAAAAAAAAAUCACCAUCGGUAUCGCUGUGUGCAAUACUGGACCUGUAGUUACUUGGUAUCGGGCCGAUACCAACAUUUGCAGUAUCACCCAUCCCACGUCCCAUGCAGGCUAUUUAUGUCCCAAGCUUGAGGGGUGUGUCCUAACUGUGCAUUUGUUUAUAUCUGUGUACAACAGUAGCAUGUGCCUGUUUGGCUUCAUGAGGAUGUUUUGACCUUUUAUGGGGUUUCUGAGUUUUGCAGCUAUAGUUAGAAAUUAGUACAACAAUUCAUCCCCAGGGAAAGACAUGCAAAGUGUGUGUGUGUGUGAGAAAGAAGAAACGCACUGUUAUUAAAAAAUGUAUUGUAGAACAUAUAUGUAUACAAGUAUAUGUAUUGUCUCGGCCUGAACCAAAGCCACAAUGUAAGGUACACAAUAUGCUGAGAUCCAAUACAAGAGCUGUAUCAAUACAUUUUGGGCCUUGCUUUGUUUGCAGUGGGACACAAGAACAGAAAAGUGCUUUCAUCAAACUGUUGCCACUCAGCUGGAAGCAUAGAAAUGUCCACAAAAUCUUUAAAAUAAUGAUUCAGAAGGAACAAAAGGGUAUAACCCACCCCUGUAUGACUGACUAAUUGAUUUAGAGAUGUGUAUCAACACUUGCAUUGUAGUUCAGACACAAGGUGAGAAAAGAAGCCACUUGGCAGCUAUCUCAGAAGACAUUAGAUGUCAGCAUGUUCUAACACGACCCUCUGUGUUGCCAUCAGAUGCUAACACACUUGGCUGAGUGCCUGCAGGAGUUGUACACACAAUCUGUGAAAGUAUGAGCAUGGAACAUGAAGAGGAAGGAACAUAGGCGGGCCUGCAGUUUGUUGAAUAACACGGAUGUUCUUGCCACUCCCCAAAAGUGCAACAAGGUUUCAGAAGGCGGGGCAUUUACAACGCUUUCACUAUCCAAAGUGUCAUUUUCUUUUUGUUAGCUUCCAAGGGAAUUAAAGGUUGUCAAAACAUCGUCAUUGCGACAACUACAUCAACAUGACUGGGGGGAUCAAGUGCAUCAAAUAUCUCAUGUUCAUAUUCAACUUGUUCUUCUGGCUUGCGGGUACUGCUGUCUUUGCCAUUGGGCUGUGGUUAAGAUUAGACUCGAAGACCAAAGGCCUGUUUGAAGGAUCAGACUCUCCAUAUGUGUUUUACACUGGUGUUUACAUCCUAAUUGGAGCUGGAGCCCUGAUCAUGGUAGUGGGAUUUCUUGGAUGUUGUGGUGCCAUCCAGGAAUCUCCCUGUAUGCUGGGACUGUUUUUUUUCUUCCUGCUUAUAAUCUUUGCCAUUGAAGUCGCUGCUGGCAUCUGGGGAUUUUCCAACCAGAGCAAGGUGGUGGGUGACAUUACAAACUUUUACAUUCGGACCUACAACAACUACAAGGACACGAGUGAUGAACGUCUCAGAGAGACUCUGCGUGUGAUUCAAACUGGCCUGAACUGUUGCGGUCCAACUGGCACUGUAGUGGACGCUGCCAAAGACACCUGUCCUCGAGGAGAGCUACUUGAGGAGCUCAUUACCAAGAGCUGUCCUGACGCCAUUGAUGAGGUGUUCGACUCUAAGCUGUACAUCAUAGGAGGAGUGGGCAUCACUAUCGGGGUCGUUAUGGUGUUUGGGAUGAUCUUUAGCAUGCUCCUGUGCUGUGCCAUCAGGAAGUCUCGGGAGGUGGUGUGAUACCCGCUGAGAACGCAUCACAGGGUCCUUGUUAAUGUUGCAUGAUAUCAUUCUUAGAGUCACAGUGUUCCCCGCUGCCGAUAGAAUCACUGCUUGUUCAAGAGGGUCUGUUUGGUUGUCAGGCCCAGCUAUAGAAUGGGUGCCAUCGAUGCUUCAGUGACAAUGUGAGAAAUGCAAGAAAUGUAUCACAUUGAGACCAUUUGAAUGAAACUAGUGCUUGUAUAAUGCCAAUGAUCUAAACAGAUCUUGUUGUUUAUUGAUCACUUUUAUCUUGUGGGCUCACCCUGCUGGCAAGAGCAGCUGUGGACUGCAGCCAAAAAAAAACAAAACAAAAUGCUUUAGCAGCUAAAUACAUAAUUUAAUUGAUUUUUUUAAUGAAUGGAAUGCUAGGUUGUAAAUUAUUUUUGUAACUUAAAAUUUAAUAACGGUAUCCCAAUUCAUUUGUGACAAGUUUUUGUUCACUUCUCUUUUUAAAUGCCUUCACGUUAUAUAACUUUUCAUAAAUGUCUUUCCUGUUUUCUAUAUAUACACACUGUAAAUUUAGAUGUGGUUUUAUGUAUUUUCAGAAGUCAUUUUACAGAGCAUUGGUUUACAGAACAUUUAUACCAUUAACACAGAAAAUCCAAGAGUCAAAUAAAACAAAAUGGAUGGAGUUUUUGAUCUCGUCGGGCUGUCUUCUAAUACUGCACUACACUACAUGAUCUAUGUGAUAUAGAGUGUGUAAAUGUGUGUAAAUCAUGUUUUAUUUAAAGCACAA
Messenger RNA from Dunckerocampus dactyliophorus (ringed pipefish), 3857 nucleotides. It is a transcript of the gene cd9a, whose product is annotated as CD9 molecule a. The transcript has 8 exons. The record is from RefSeq and is a predicted model, not a curated record. Gene Ontology annotation, cellular component: membrane. NCBI's taxonomy places the organism in Eukaryota, Metazoa, Chordata, Actinopteri, Syngnathiformes, Syngnathidae. The coding region runs from base 2423 to 3100 and encodes 225 amino acids.